Molecule: messenger RNA, 4401 nt
Organism: Rhineura floridana
Lineage: Eukaryota; Metazoa; Chordata; Lepidosauria; Squamata; Rhineuridae
Product: mothers against decapentaplegic homolog 4-like
Exons: 12
Coding region: 802-2493 (563 amino acids)
Biological process (GO): transforming growth factor beta receptor signaling pathway; regulation of transcription by RNA polymerase II; anatomical structure morphogenesis
Cellular component (GO): heteromeric SMAD protein complex
Molecular function (GO): DNA-binding transcription factor activity, RNA polymerase II-specific; I-SMAD binding; RNA polymerase II cis-regulatory region sequence-specific DNA binding
Source: RefSeq, a predicted model, not a curated record
CGAGAGGGGUGUGUGUAGAAAGUAGCCCACUGUACAAAGGUAAAACCUGACACCGGUUGCUCUGCCCGCUUUUGCCUCUGGCCCAGCCCACCACUGGCCUGUGGCCCCUGGAAGAUUGCCCAGAAGGGGAUGUGGCCCUCCGGCUAAAGAAAAGGUUCCCCAGCCCUGGAUUAGAGAGUGGCUGAGAGGGGGCAAGGCAGGGGCAAGAGAGGGAAAACCCUUUAGAAAGGUAGGAACCUGAGUCAGACCCAUCUAGCUCAGCAUUGUCUACACUGGCUGGCAGCAGCUCUCCAGGGGUCCGGGCAGGGAGUCUCUUCCAGCCCUACCUGGGGAUUGAAGCUGGGACCUUCUGGGUGCAGGGCAGAUGUUCAGCUGCUGAGCCACAGCCCUUUCCCUCCCUCCUGUGCAGUUUGCUGUGCUCUGAGUCUGACCCAGCACAGCGAAUUUUUAUUUCCCCCCUAGCUCACCCUCUCUCUCUCUCUCCCCCCCCCCCCCCACAGGCGAUGCGGCUGACAGCAUAACUAGCAGGCAGGCGAUUGUCUGGCUUGGCUGUGUUUAGUCUGUGGCUCCUCUUCCUCCUCCUCCUUUUGCUCCGAUUGCACAAGGAGGUUGUGGGGAGGGGGGGACGGAGGGAGGGAGAGCGCCUGGCUCCUCUGAAGCAGCCACGGAUGUGCGUCCCACCACCUUAAGGAGGAUUUGUGCGCCCCGCCGCGUUCCGGAGAGCAUGCAAGCGCCCCAAGGAGACCCUCUGCGCACCCCUAAGCGGGAAGGCCGAUAGCAGGGAAUCGCCGCCCUGUCGCCAUGUCCCUGAACCAGCCCAGCAGCAACGAUGCUUGCUUGAGCAUCGUCCACAGCCUGAUGUGCCAUCGGCAGGGCGGGGAGAACGAGUCCUUUGCCAAGCGGGCCAUCGAGAGCUUGGUCAAGAAGCUGAAGGAGAAGAAGGACGAGCUGGACUCGCUCAUCACGGCCAUCACCACCAACGGUGCCCACCCCAGCAAGUGUGUCACCAUCCAGCGCACCCUUGAUGGCCGUUUGCAGGUGGCAGGGCGCAAAGGCUUCCCCCACGUGAUCUACGCCCGCCUCUGGCGCUGGCCCGACUUGCAUAAGAACGAACUCAAGCACGUCAAGUUCUGCCAGUUCGCCUUCGACCUCAAGUACGACAGUGUCUGCGUCAACCCCUAUCACUACGAGCGGGUGGUCUCGCCGGGCAUCGGACUGAAUAUCCAGAAUACAGCAUCUCCCGCCCGGCUCGUGAAGGAGGAAUUUGUUCCUGACUGUAUCCAGAUGGAGGUCCCUCCUGCUCCCCCCGUUGAUCGCCCAGGCCCUGGGAUCAAGGCGAGCCACUCUCACGUGGAGCCCUAUCCGCCCUUAUCGCCCCUUCAGCUUCCUGAACCUCGCCACCCAGCUGCUAGCAUCUAUCCUGCAUUGCCUUUAUCUCCUCCAGGCCCUCCUGGGGGGCCCCUGCUUCCCCUCCUACACGGUGAGGGUCUUCUUCAAAUCUCCAGCCCCUCACAUCCCCCAGCCCCAGCUCCCCUAAGCUCCCAGCAAAAUGGCAGCACCCCCAAACUGCCUUAUCAGAACUCAGCCACCAGCUGGACGGGGAACAGCAGCACCCCAAGCUACAGCUCUGGUGGGAGGGGCCAGCAGCCCGCCUCACCAUCGCUCUCCAUGCCCCAGCAGCAGCAGAAUGGACGGAGUUACUCCCAGCCUCCUCUCCACCACUCAAACCAUUACUGGCCUGCACACCACAGCUCACCUCCUUAUCAACAGCCGGUCUCCAGUCACCCUGGCCCCGAGUUCUGGUGCUCGAUCGCCUACUUCGAGAUGGACGUGCAAGUGGGUGAGAUCUUUAAGGUGCCCGCCAGCUGCUCCGUGGUGACUGUGGAUGGCUACGUGGACCCUUCCGGCGGUGACCGCUUCUGCCUGGGGCAGCUGUCUAACGUCCACCGUACCGAUGCCAGUGAGCGUGCCAGACUGCACAUUGGCAAAGGGGUGCAGCUGCAGUGCCGUGGUGAAGGCGACGUCUGGAUGCGGUGUCUGAGUGACCACGCCGUCUUUGUGCAGAGCUACUAUUUGGACCGGGAGGCUGGACGUGCUCCGGGGGACGCCGUGCACAAGAUCUACCCCGGGGCUUACAUCAAGGUGUUUGACCUGCGCCAAUGCCACCGACAGAUGCACCAGCAAGCGGCUACGGCGCAGGCAGCCGCAGCGGCGCAGGCAGCAGCUGUGUCGGGGAACAUCCCUGGGCCCGGCUCAGUGGGCGGCAUCGCUCCGGCUGUCGGCCUCUCGGCAGCAGCUGGCAUCGGCGUCGACGACCUCCGCCGGCUCUGCAUUUUGCGACUGAGCUUCGUCAAGGGCUGGGGGCCGGAUUACCCCCGCCAGAGCAUCAAGCACACGCCCUGCUGGAUUGAGGUGCAUUUGCACCGGGCUCUGCAGCUCUUGGACGAGGUCCUCCACACCAUGCCCUUGGCUGACCCGACCUCCAUCAACUGAAUCGGACAGGCUGAGGACGGCGGACAGUUUCUUACGAGCCAGCACUCUCGGGGGUUUGUGUGUGUGUGCGUGUGUGGGGAUCAUCAUCAGCACUGCAAAAACGACUCUGAUCCCAUCCCCAAGAAAGCGUGGGGUUAAGGGUGGUAAGUUUCCAGGAGUUACCAAAGGGACCGUGGAAUUAGUCACUGACACACACACACACACACCACCACCCUUCGAGGGGUGCCACGAUUUGCUCUGUUCCAAGACCAGUGGUGGAAUGAAUGACUUGCAUUCAGAGAGAAGGUCUCCUCCUCUGGCAAUCAACCCACUACAAAGGACUGAUUUUUUUUUUUUAUGACGAUUAUCGUUGGCGGUGUCAUUCCUGACGGUCAGCAAUCUGGUUGCGGCUCGCCUGAGGAGCUGAGAAGAGAUGCAGAAUCUCCCUCCUGCUGUCGGAAAGCCCUCAUCUUAAUCGUCUGGGUUAGAUCUUUUCUGGUUAGAGCCAGCUCUAACGUCAGGCAGAGGGAGGCAGAUGCCUCAGCCGACAAAUGCUGGGAGCUACAGCAAGGACUUGAGAGGACAGAGCCUGGUGUGCAGUUUGACCUUCCCUUCACCCCCCCCCAAACUAGCUCAAACUUGCUUGUUGCCCUCAGGGGGAGAGGACACUGUCCUGUUGCUGUUGUGGAAGUAAGGCCCUAUCUGCACUGUACACUUAAAGCAGUUUUAUACCACUUUAAACAGUCAUUCAUUGCUUCCCCCAAAGAAUCCUGGGAAUUGUCAUCUGUUCAAGGUGCUGAGAGUUGUUACGAGACCCCUAUUCCCCUCACAGGGUUCCCUCGGAUGAAGGAUUUGGUUGUAAACCACUCUGGGAACUGUAACUCUGUGAGGGGAAUGGGGGUGUGUGUGUGUCUCCGAACAAGUCUCAGCACCCGUAGCAAACUACACUUCACAGGAUUCUUUGGGGGAAGCCAUAACUGUUUAAAGUGACAUGACACUGCUUUAAAUGUAUAGUGCAAAUAUAAAACAGAGGUCACUGUCUUGUCUUUUGCCAUGGGCCACGAAAAUAUCUUUGGCCAGCUUAUUCUUAGGCUUUAAAUCCCAAACCUUAGGGCUGCAAUGUUUCAUUAGGCAAUUAAUCAGCUUAAAGCACCAUUGGUCAUGUAGGAAGGUGUUCCCGAUUGAAUCAGGAAAGUGACUUUUUUUAUAAAACCCACAAAAUUAAUAUAAGUGCUUAUAAAAUGUUGUAAUUGGCUAACUCCUGCUCAGAGCAGACCCGUUGAAAUCAAUGGACUUUAGUUAACGUCGUUUCUAUUGAUUUCAGUGGAUAUAACCCUGAAUAGGAAUUAUUUGAUCUGUGUACCAUACAUUAACCACAUAUUUAAAGUAUAUUUCCCCCCCUCAAAAAAAAAUAGAAUCCUGGGAAUUGUAGUUUGUUAAGGGCACUGGGCAUUGUAACUCUGUGAGGGGCAAACUACAGUUCCCAGGAUUCUUUGGUGGUGGUGGGAGAAUGUGCCUUAAAUUAAUAACGUGUAAACAACCGUGAAUACAAUGCCCCCAAACUGCAGAUAAGAACAUAAGAACAUAAGAAGAGCCUGCUGGAUCAGGCCAGUGGGCCAUCUAGUCCAGCAUCCUGUUCUCACAGUGGCCAACCAGGUGCCUGGGGGAAGCCCGCAAGCAGGACCCGAGUGCAAGAACACUCUCCCCUCCUGAGGCUUCCGGCAACUGGUUUUCAGAAGCAUGCUGCCUCUGACUAGGGUGGCAGAGCACAGCCAUCAUGGCUAGUAGCCAUUGAUAGCCCUGUCCUCCAUGAAUUUGUCUAAUCUUCUUUUAAAGCCAUCCAAGCUGGCGGCCAUUACUGCAUCUUGUGGGAGCAAAUUCCAUAGUUUAACUAUGCGCUGAGUAAAGAAGUCCUUCCUUUUGUCUGUC